Nomia melanderi (Alkali bee) is the source of this 2393-nucleotide messenger RNA. The record is from RefSeq and is a predicted model, not a curated record. Lineage: Eukaryota; Metazoa; Arthropoda; Insecta; Hymenoptera; Halictidae.
AAGCAUAGGGGUUCUUCUCCACCCCCGUGGAUUCGUUUGUAGUCAUUCUUUUGAAAUUUUCUUUCACAAUCGUAACUUAUACAACUCACUCAUAGAACCAUAAUAUAAUUUGCUAAUAAAGGUAAAUUCCCCGACUAAGUCCACGUGUUUUUCUAUCUUUCUAUCAAAACACCACGUGCUGGAAGUUGCAUAAGGUUAGGGUUAAGUUGGACCCAACCUACUCUGACUGUCACAACAAACGCGAAAAUGGUCGGACAGAAUUUGUACCCAAAGAAAUUAAUUGGUGAAUUAAAGAUAAAGAAAUCCGAUAAAAGCUAUAAAAUAUUUUUUAGUGGUAUUGAUAAUAAAUAAAUGUGCAAAUAACGCUAGCAUAAAAAACUUCCUGACAUCUUUUGCGUUGCUCUUAACAAAACGUCGCAUUGCUAUAUGAAUGUUUCUGUUGAUUUCAUUGGAGGAGUAAAAUUAUUGAUUUUUUUUAUAUUACAAUGACUGAGGAAGCUAAGAGCUGUUAUUUGAAAAGUAAUGAUACAGAAUUACUAACUGUAUUCUUGCCACAUCAAAAACCUGUUAUUGUGGGACGUUGCCCGGAGACUAACAUUACGGACUCACAAUGCUCUAGACAACAAGUACGACUCUGUGCAGAUUACCAGGAGUACAAAGUUUUUAUACAGCAGCUUGGAAAAAGGUCUUGUGGGUUCAAUGGCUUUAAAACUCGUAAAGAUGUCAAAUUUAUAGGUCAACAUGAAGACCACUUAGAAAUGUUAUAUGGUAAAUACGUAUAUGAAAUUGAAUUUAACCCUCCUCCUCCUAAAACUCUGUUACCUCAGAAGAGAACUAGACAAAUAGACAGAAGUACUGAAGAUGAAGAAUAUACUCACAAACAAGCAAAACUUGAAGACAACUUAGAUGACAAUAGUUUUGUGAAAGAAGAGCACAACGGAGAAAAGGAGAAAGAAACAAAACCAGCAAAAAAUACUGAAAGUAGCAUUUUGAAGUUUCUAAAAAAGCCAAGCAUGAGUUCCAAUAAAUCAAAAGAUGGGACUAACUCUGUAGGUGAGAAGGAUGAACAAAGUACAUGGGAAAGUAAAGAAAAUGGAGCAUUAUUAAUAUGUACAACAAAAGAUGUAGAAGGUCGUUCAAAGAUAGCUGCAUACGAUAUGGAUGGAACAUUGAUAAAAACACGUUCUGGCUUAGUAUUUCCAAAAGAUUUUGACGACUGGCAACUUAUAUAUCCAGAAGUAUGUGGGAAAUUAAAGACACUUCACAGUAAUGGUUAUAAAAUAGUCAUUUUCACUAAUCAAGGAGCAUUGGGUACAGGAAAGCUGAACGUUAAAUUAUUCAAGAAUAAAAUAAAAAAUAUAGUACAAAGAAUUGGUGUGCCAAUGCAGAUUUUUAUAGCUACUGGAAGUAGCAUCUAUAGAAAACCAGCAAUUGGUAUGUGGCAACAAUUGGAAAAGAACAAUGAUUCCGUACCCAUUGACAAAGACAGUUCUUUUUACGUCGGGGAUGCAGCCGGCCGACAAAAAAAUUGGGCUCCAGGAAAGAAGAAAGAUCAUUCAUCAGUAGACAGAUUGCUAGCAUUAAAUUUAGGCUUGAAAUUUUAUACCCCGGAAGAACAUUUUCUUGGACACAAAGAAGCACCUUAUCUACUGCCAACAUUUAAUCCAAAAACAUUACCAACUGUUGAUGUAUGUACAGGGGGAAAUAUAACUUCGAAUGUUCAAGAGAUAAUCUUGAUGGUUGGAUGUCCAGCAUCGGGCAAAUCAUUUUUUGUAAAAAAUUACCUAAGCAAUUAUGGAUACGUUAACAGAGAUAGUCUCGGGAGUUGGCAAAAAUGCAUUAGCGCCGUGCAGAAACAUCUGAUUGAUAACAAGAGUGUGGUGGUGGAUAACACAAACCCGGAUACUUCCUCCAGACAACGAUACAUUGAAGUAGCAAAGAAACAUGGUGUUCCUGUGAGAUGUUUCGUCAUGACGACAACUAUGGAACAUGUGAAACACAAUAAUAAAUUUCGAGUGUUAACAGAUCCCAGUCACGCUAGGAUUACUGAGAUAAUCAUUAACUCUUACAUAAAAAAUUAUCAAUCACCGACCUUGGACGAGGGUUUUACAGAAAUCGUACAAGUUAACUGCGUCCCACUGUUUCAGAAUGAUGACCAUCGAAAACUGUACGAAAUGUAUUUACUUGAAAGCUAGUAUUACUCGUUUAUAAUAUACAAAAUCACUAUAGGCAUGCUUGUAUGUACUUAAGUAGUGUUAUCUAAGUAAUAUUUAUUUUACAAUGUACUUUAAGAACAACUGGCUUUUCUUUAAAUAUUGUAUAAUUAAAAGCGAAUUAUUUAAAAAGACAUUGUAACAUUAUAAUUUUUUAAUAAAAUGAAUACGCACUUUUAA